Messenger RNA from Zingiber officinale, 1089 nucleotides. RefSeq names its product zinc finger MYM-type protein 1-like. Bases 1 to 1089 code for a protein of 362 amino acids. NCBI's taxonomy places the organism in Eukaryota, Viridiplantae, Streptophyta, Magnoliopsida, Zingiberales, Zingiberaceae. The transcript has a single exon. The record is from RefSeq and is a predicted model, not a curated record.
AUGAAAGAAAGUCAACACAUUGAAGUUGCUCUUACUAGGCAAACAGAGCAAGCUCACAAUCUUUAUAGAGUUAGGUUAACUGCUUCAGUUGAUUGCAUACGAUUUUUGUUACGCCAAGGGUUAGCUUUUAGUGGGCAUAAUGAAUCUGAAAGUUCAUUUAAUCAAGGUAAUUUUCUUGAACUUUUGAAAUUCGUUGCAGAUCAUAACGAAGAGAUAAAGAAUGUAGUUUUACAAAAUGCUCCGGAAAAUAAUCAAUUAACUUCUCCUGAAAUUCAAAAAGAUAUUGUGAAUGCUGCUAGUCUUGAGACUACAAAUGCCAUAUUGAAUGAACUUGGAGAUGAAGUGUUUGCCAUAUUAGUUGAUGAAUCACGCAAUAUAUCAGAUAAAGAACAAAUGGCUAUUUCUUUACAUUAUGUAAAUUUGAGAGGCAUUGUUGUUGAACGUUUUAUUGGGAUUGUUUAUGUUGGUGAUACUUCUUCCCUGUCACUCAAAAAAGCUAUAGAAUCAUUACUUUCAUAUUAUGGAUUGAGUAUAGCUAGAAUUAGAGGACAAGGAUAUGAUGGUGCAAGUAAUAUGCGAGGAGAGUUUAACGGGCUCAAAAGUUUGAUUUUGAAAGAUAAUCCUUUUGCAUAUUAUGUUCAUUGUUUUGUACAUCAACUGCAGCUUACUAUUGUUGCAGUAGCAAAAAAUCAUCUCCAAGUUUCUUCUCUCUUUAAUUUGGUUGCUAUUGUAGUUAAAGUAGUUGGAGAUUCAUGUAAAAGACAAGAUAUCUUUCGAGAGAAACGAAUGGUUGAAGUUAAAAAAGCACUUGGAAAUGGAGAAAUUUUCAGUGGUCGUGGCUUAAAUCAAGAAUCUGGGCUCAAAAAUGCUGGUGAUACUCGUUGGGGUUCACAUUAUGGCACAUUGAUGAGUUUAAUUGUGUAUUUUUCUACUGUUCUUGAUGUUUUAGAAUAUGUAGUGGAAGAUGGUUCUCAUUCAGAACAAAAGGCUGAAGCUGCUGGUCUUUUGGAUUCUUUAGAAACAUUUGAUUUUGCUUUCACUUUGCAUUUACUGAAGAGCAUUUUGGGUGUUACAAAUGAACUUUCCUAG